CUGAGAAGUUUGUGCGUCUGUCAGAGGCGGGAGUCCCUAGCAGCCCAGGUGUCAGCGUCUGGAGUUGUAGGAUCACGGCAUAGCCAUGGAGUUCAGUUCCAAAGACCUGGCUUUACAGGCACAGAAGAAGAUACUCAGCCGCGUGGCCACCAAGUCGAUGGUCAACAUGUUCAUUGAUGAGACCAGCAGCGAAGUUCUAGAUGAGCUGUACAGGGUUUCCAAAGAGUACACAAAGAAUAAGACAGAGUCACAAAAAGUCAUCAAGGACUUGAUAAAGGUGGCGGUCAAAAUAGGUGUAUUGUAUCGACACAACCGUUUCAGCCCCGAGGAGCUUGUGUUGGCCAAUGAUUUCAAGAACAAGUUGCACAAUGGAGCCAUGACUGCCAUUAGCUUUUAUGAAGUGGAAUUCACUUUUGAGAAAGGAGUAUUGCCUCAGAUACUUAUGGAGUGUAAGAACUUACUUCUUCGUCUUGUGGAGAAACAUCUGACACCUAAAUCACUUGGGCGGAUCCAACAUGUUUUCAAUCACUUUGCAGAUCAAGAGAUGCUGACCCAGCUCUACAACCCAAAGGGGGAAUUACGACCCCAUCUGCAGAAAAUCUGCAAUGGAAUGAACAAACUGAUUGACGAAGGCAAAUUGUGAAGAGAUAUGUAAAUAAUGCAAUGAGGGAACAAAGGAAGUACGCGUGAGGUUUCUGGCCCAGUUAUGUGUGGACCUUGAGAGACAUUAAUGCUUCUUAAUGAAUUGAAGCUCCAUGCCAAAGGACACAUAGGCUGCAUUGCCAUAACAGCUGGGCUACUAUUGUACAGCAAGCCAUGGAUAUAAUAUUGCACAUUUUAACAGGCGUGCUAUUUUAUUUUUGUAUUCAGGCUGUUUAUAAAAGUUUAAAUUAAGAUAAAAUAUAUG
Molecule: messenger RNA, 907 nt
Organism: Pelobates fuscus (common spadefoot toad)
Lineage: Eukaryota; Metazoa; Chordata; Amphibia; Anura; Pelobatidae
Gene: TNFAIP8L2
Product: TNF alpha induced protein 8 like 2
Exons: 2
Coding region: 86-643 (185 amino acids)
Biological process (GO): regulation of apoptotic process; negative regulation of T cell activation; negative regulation of inflammatory response
Cellular component (GO): cytoplasm
Source: RefSeq, a predicted model, not a curated record